Arachis stenosperma is the source of this 519-nucleotide messenger RNA. RefSeq lists its product as uncharacterized. The transcript has a single exon. The coding region runs from base 1 to 519 and encodes 172 amino acids. NCBI's taxonomy places the organism in Eukaryota, Viridiplantae, Streptophyta, Magnoliopsida, Fabales, Fabaceae. The record is from RefSeq and is a predicted model, not a curated record.
AUGAUUCAGCGGGCCGGAGUUCCGUGGCACCAGGAUGAUGUAUCACCACCUCCACCGCUCCCUCAGAAGGAGCCAGUUACUAUUCCGUGGGGAUCUUGGGUGCACGAGAGGCCCGCCUCGCGCCGCCGAUCUCGAGCCAGAGCAGCAGUUGAGGGAGCUGGACCCUCUUCUUCAUCAGCCCCUGCAGGGGCAUCUACCGCAGCCGCACCUCAGCCGAUUUACAUGUUAGUUCAGCGUCUCUUCCAGUACAUGGAGCGCAGCCAGCGCCAGAUCAUGCGUUGCCUGGAUCGGAUUGACCAGAUGUUUGUGGCCCAGGGCCUUGAGCUGCCCCCUCUACCAGAGUCUUCCGGUUCCGAUGAGGAGACCCAUGAGGAGGAGCAUGCAGAUUUACAGACUGAGGGUAUUCAUGCGGAUGAGCCAGCACAUAUAGAGGCACCACCUCAGACACAGGAGUCUCAACCGGUACCACAGCCACAGCCAGAGCCUAUCGGUGUACCUAUCCCUGAUCCUCAGGAUUAG